Molecule: messenger RNA, 1275 nt
Organism: Podospora anserina S mat+
Lineage: Eukaryota; Fungi; Ascomycota; Sordariomycetes; Sordariales; Podosporaceae
Exons: 2
Coding region: 1-1275 (424 amino acids)
Source: RefSeq, a predicted model, not a curated record
AUGAGGUCGGCGGUAUACUCUAUCAUUGCGGCUCUGCUCGCUUACCAGUUCUACGCCCUAGGCCCUCUGAUUCAACGUGCAGUGACUGUUCUGGGCGUUUUCCGAAGCUAUCCUGCGGGUGACAUAGGCACCACGCAGCAAGUGACCUCUAUUCCUGACACAACGCAUUGCGAGGAUCUUCACCAUCAUGUUCCGAGCGGUCUCCUCUUCACAGCCUGCGAAGAUGAUCCUAGUACGCGGUUUCAGUGGUUUCCCCCGCUUGGAAACUUGGAUAAUCCUAAGCUGGCCGCCGAGAGUAGAGGUUCCAUCCAUGUGAUUGAUCCCAAGGGUCUUGAAUCACGACGGCUCAAGUUCGAAAACUUCGACGGUGCUUUCAUCACCCACGGCAUUGAUGUAAUCGACGACCCCGAAUUGCCCACUGGUCAGGCCGUCUACAUUUUUGCCAUCAACCACCUUCCUGACCCCACCCCUACCGCGGAAGGCGAAGAGGCAAAGGCAAGGUCCCAAAUCGAACUCUUCCACCACAAGAUCGGCACCAACACGAUCAGACAUAUCCGAUCUGUUUGGCACCCUCUGAUCCGGACGCCAAAUGAUGUCUAUGCCACCAGCCCGACUUCUGUCUAUGCCACGAACGAUCAUUACUACACCGGCCAUAGCAUCAUGCGCAUGUUGGAGGAUGUCUAUUACGGAGCCAAGUGGACAGACACUGUGCAUAUCAAGCUCGAUUCCUUGAGCCCAGUCAAGACAUCAGACGCUGGUCUGAGUGCCAGUGUAGCCCUCGCCGGAGUUCACAACAACAACGGUCUUGGCCACGGCCGGACCGAAGACGAGAUCUUGAUCGCACAAGCAGCUAGUGGCACCCUUCACAUUGCUCAGCUCCCACCCAAGGGUAGCUCAAACUACAACAUUACCAUUUUGGACACGCUCGAGGUUGACUCUGUUGUCGACAACCCCAGCUACUUCAAGGACCCUCUCGCCACAGGCCCCUCGGAUGACCGCAGUGGUUUCUUGUUGCCAGGCAUCUCAAAGGCUGCCACUCUCGCCGAGACUUCCAGAGACCCAGCUGGCAAGGAUCCUGUCAAAGUCUUCUAUACCAAGCCUUCAGCAGGUGUGAAGGCGCAGCAGUGGGAGACAAGGGUGAUCUUUGAGGAUGACAGCAGCAGGAUCAGGAGCGCAAGUGCUGCUGUCCUCAUCUCUCUCGGCAAGAGCAAGGCGCGGUUGUUUGUUACGGGAUUUGUCUCGGCCAACGUUAUUGCUCUUGAUGCAGACCUAUAG